This is a messenger RNA of Lingula anatina, 876 nucleotides long. Its product is annotated as complex III assembly factor LYRM7. Gene Ontology annotation, molecular function: protein folding chaperone. Gene Ontology annotation, cellular component: mitochondrial matrix. The record is from RefSeq and is a predicted model, not a curated record. Gene Ontology annotation, biological process: mitochondrial respiratory chain complex III assembly. Lineage: Eukaryota; Metazoa; Brachiopoda; Lingulata; Lingulida; Lingulidae.
UAUCCUUAAGCAGAGCGCAUGCGAAGAAAAGUUGCAGAUGAUGUGAGCUGCCUUAAAAACAGAAAAAAUAAACGGGAAUUGUUCACCACCCCAAAGAGAAUGAGUUUUAGAAAUCAGGUGCUUGCAGCUUUUAAACAGCUGCAUAAAACAAGAAAAGUUGUAUUUGAAGGAGACACAUAUGCAUUAAAAUUAACACAAGACAAGAUAAAUGAGGAAUUCAAGAAAAAUAAGAAUGAAACAGAUUCUGACAAAAUAAAAGAACUGAUUAAGAUAGCAAAUGAUUCUGAGACCAUUCUAAGAAAGAAUGUGGUUCAGCUGAAACUAAAGGAAGAUACUAAGGAUGAAGAAAGCCAGACAUGGGAGAUGAAGAUAAGAGAGGACACAGAAAUGUAUGAUUUCACAGAACCCUGGGAACCUCCCCCAGUUAACAAAAAACAGAAGAAAUGUUCCUGACAGGUCUUAACCACUGUGCCAGAAAAGCUGUUCAUUUUGAAAAAUGGUUACAGGACACAUUCAGUACCGUGUUAAAUAGCUCAGAUUCAGCAGAAUUUUGGCAAGCAAGAAAUGAAGUAUUGUGGAAAAAAAUUGAAAUAAAUGCAUCUUUCCAUUUCCCUUCAAAAGUUUAACUGAUUCAGCAGAAAGAAAAAAGCAUGAAAACACAUUUACCCAUGGCACUUGAACAAUCAGAAAUGUUAUGCUAGCCAAAUAUUGUUUUAGCCAAUUGGCUGUGGGCUCAAGUUUUUGUAAGUGUACCAUUUCCAAUGUUAGCAUGCUGCUGAAAAUAAGAUGUUAAAAACAUAACGGUGGUAAGUUCCUUGGAUUUUGUACCUUUUUCACUGGAUAUUGAAUGGAUAAUAAACCAACAAAAACAACUUU